This is a messenger RNA of Rhinocladiella mackenziei CBS 650.93, 2004 nucleotides long. RefSeq lists its product as uncharacterized. Lineage: Eukaryota; Fungi; Ascomycota; Eurotiomycetes; Chaetothyriales; Herpotrichiellaceae. Gene Ontology annotation, biological process: double-strand break repair via nonhomologous end joining. The transcript is spliced from 2 exons. Gene Ontology annotation, molecular function: DNA end binding. Bases 1 to 2004 code for a protein of 667 amino acids. Gene Ontology annotation, cellular component: DNA ligase IV complex; nucleus. The record is from RefSeq and is a predicted model, not a curated record.
AUGAGGCCAGGCACUGCGAAUGAAGGCUGGCAACAACUCCAGCUCCCUUCUCGACGACAAUGUCCUAAACUCUUCUACGCAUUCACUGCUCAGAAGGACUCAUUCACACUUCUUCUAACUGACCUGAUAUCUUUGUGGAGCGUCUCAUUGGACAGAGACGAUAUUAUCACAGAAGCUGCCCGCCAGCAUGCGAGUAUCGAUCCAUCUGCCUCAACUGACCAGUUUGGGGUCUUACUGUCCAGAAUCCGCGAAAGCCUGAAGGAGGGCAAGAAUGCUCUCGUCAGAGAGGAUGGAAGGGGCACAGAUAUCCUACUUCUCCGGACAACAGUCGAACUUCCACGCCCACUAAGACCCUUGGAAUGGACCUUCAGGCUCGAACCCCAGAAUGCAUCUGAAUUGGCUGAACACAUCCUUCGCCCCAGUCUGCAUGAAAUAUCCAUAUCUCACGACAAAAUCGAGUCACUACACCAGAUCAUCAAAGACAAGGACCACGUAAUUUCGCGGCUGCUUGAUAGAAUUGGCAAUUCGGCCGUUGACCUGGGCUUAAUCUUUCCCGGUAUCACAGGCUUCACUCCACACAAAUACGGCCAUGUCUCCGUCGCAGACGCCAAGAAGUAUGUGCCAGGGAUGGCUGCUUUUGAAGAGACGUCAUGGUCGGAGCGGUUCUUCAAGGACGAAGGGUACGAAGGCGCUGACCGCACCGGAUUAGCCAAUCUCGUCCGUGGCUGUGAAAAGUGCUUUGCGCAUACGAAGUCUCAACAUGAAAGUUGGGUGAAAAGUCUCUCGUCGUCAGGUACCUUGGACAAUAAUGGUGACAACGGCACCCAGUUAAGGGCGGCUGCAAGGAAAGCCUCCCAACAACAGCAAGACCCUGGUGAUGAUUCAACGGACUCCAACGACGAUUUUGAGAGACAACCGACGCCUCCGCUCUUGAAGUCAAAGAGCCCGGAGACCAGAAAGACGGCGCAAGCAGAGGCAGAAGAUAAUACCGAGGAGGAAGUACCCCCUUCCAGACGAACGAAACCUUCCAAAAUCGGCAGCCUAGCUCGACGCAAAGUUAUCAAGGCGUUUGGAGGGUCUAAAUCUGGUCCUAAAUCAUCUUCUUCCGCAGGGCAAUCCUCUUCGCCGCUUCGCCGUCAGUCAGACGCAUCAACCGCCACAUCUACUGCCACUGCUUCAGAUGACCGCUCCGAUUCAGAUUCCCAACCACCGCCAAAGCAUCAAGACACUACAACUCGAUCCAGUCAAAAAUUUAGAUUGGGCACGCUGAGGAAUAAAAAAUUCCCAACACCAUCACAUGCAACGCCUUCACCGUCUCGCAGCAUCUCACCCGUUGCCCGCGCAAGAGAACAAUCCGAACAAAUUCAAUCUCGUCCUCAGAGCCGUGGCACUGAAUCCGAGGCACACUUGGGUCUAGACGGGCCUCAUACUUUGUCAUCACCACGGCACCGCCUGGGUCGUCUUGCUCAGAAGCCCGCUACAGCAAAGCCCAGCAACGAGCAAAGCGCAAGCGUCUCGCCAGAGCCACAGGAUGAAUCCUAUCAAAGAUCCCCCACAGUAGCAUCGGCCUCAGUUUCGACUCCGAAACGGAGACUCGGCAGACUAGGCGGUCGCAAACGGCGAGAGACAGGCUCUUCCACUGGGCCUUCGCCGGAAUCGAGUGAGAAGAAAUCCCGGACAAAAGCUCGCGUCGACGUCGAGAUGAAAGACACCCCUGCCGACGAUGAAGCGAUUGACUCGGAUGCAACAGGUUCUCCAUCCCCGUCUCCGUCCCCUUCUACAUCGAAACGACACGCAAAAUUCGCACAUCAUCCUGAAUCCAAUGCAGGCCCGAGGUCAGCAGCUGCGGCGGAGCCAGAGCCCGCACAGCAAGGAGAGAAAGCAGAGGAGAAAGAGCAAAAGCCUAAAGAAGAAACGGAAGAUCAAAAAGCUGACCGUCGACGCAUGGAGCUGAAACGUGCACUCGCGUCCAAUGCUGGCGGCAAGAAGAAACGGCGGUUUUGA